AUGGCCGGCAAUGACCGUCCGCCCCCCCUCUCCCUUGCUUCUUCUUCCUUCUUUUCCCAAAUACGAGGCAAAAGAAGGUCACCUGUCAAUAUGGCAACAUCGGGAGAACCUGUCAACGUCUUACAGAUACGAGAUCUUGCUACCCCAGACCAUUUCAUCUACUACACUGCCACCCACCAUCCAGCAUCGCAUCAUCCGUCAGGUCUCGGGGAAACGCUAGGGAACCUUUGCGAUUGGUGCCCGCAGGCGUCAUGUCAACUCUGCAGAUCUGACAAGCUAUACAACAACCACGGCGUCAGCAAUGGCGAUCCCGUCUACUUUCUACCACGAAUUCUUUGGGCGAAGACGGGCUCUCGGUCCCUUCUCGUCGAAGCUCCGAAGCCUUACGGAUACACCUUUAAUUACACAUCAGCCGCAUGCGCUGGUGUGCGAUCGCCCGCGGCCAGACUGUAG
Messenger RNA from Colletotrichum destructivum, 453 nucleotides. RefSeq lists its product as uncharacterized. The record is from RefSeq and is a predicted model, not a curated record. Lineage: Eukaryota; Fungi; Ascomycota; Sordariomycetes; Glomerellales; Glomerellaceae. Bases 1 to 453 code for a protein of 150 amino acids. The transcript is spliced from 2 exons.